This is a messenger RNA of Lemur catta (Ring-tailed lemur), 1776 nucleotides long. It is a transcript of the gene PLPP5, whose product is annotated as phospholipid phosphatase 5. Gene Ontology annotation, biological process: phospholipid metabolic process. Bases 131 to 805 code for a protein of 224 amino acids. The transcript is spliced from 7 exons. The record is from RefSeq and is a predicted model, not a curated record. Lineage: Eukaryota; Metazoa; Chordata; Mammalia; Primates; Lemuridae. Gene Ontology annotation, molecular function: phosphatidate phosphatase activity.
CCGAGCAGGUCCCGCGGCGGCGCCAGCGCCCGGCCGGCCACGUCGGCGGCGAUGGGGCGGGCGGCGGCCCUGGUGGCCGAGGGUCACAGAGCUGCUGCCUCCCUUCCAGAGGCUCAUCCAGCCGGAGGAGAUGUGGCUGUACCGGAAUCCGCACGUGGAGGCGGAGUAUCUCCCCAGCAGGCCGAUGUUUGUCAUCGCAUUUGUCACCCCACUGUCUCUGAUCUUCCUGGCCAGAUUUCUCAAGAAGGCGGACCCCACGGACAGCAGGCAGGCCUGCCUGGCUGCCAGCCUUGCCCUGGCUCUGAACGGUGUCUUUACCAACACAAUAAAACUGAUAGUAGGGAGGCCACGCCCAGAUUUCUUCUACCGCUGCUUCCCUGACGGGCUAGCUCAUUCUGACUUGACGUGCACGGGGGAUAAGGAUGUGGUGAAUGAAGGCAGAAAAAGCUUCCCUAGUGGACAUUCUUCCUUUGCAUUUGCUGGUCUGGCCUUUGCUUCCUUCUAUGUGGCAGGGAAGUUACAUUGCUUUACACCACAAGGCCGUGGGAAGUCUUGGAGGUUCUGUGCCUUUCUGUCACCUCUACUUCUUGCAGCUGUGAUUGCACUGUCCCGCACCUGUGACUACAGGCAUCACUGGCAAGAUGUCCUGGUUGGAUCCCUGAUUGGAAUGACGUUUGCCUAUGUCUGCUACAGGCAGUAUUACCCUCCUCUGACUGACGCAGAAUGCCACAGACCACUUCAGGACAAAUUUGCACUUCCCACCACACAGAAGCAGCCUGGUGAUUCUUGGUGUUUUGAUAUUUAACAAUUGACUCGACCUCAGUGGAGAACAGGUGAAUCAGCCCUCUCAACUGGAACGUGCACAAGACAAGAAAUUCUGGCCUUUUUACCCCUUCCAAGGUACGAGUGAAGCCACAACCACACUGUGUUCUGUCUCCAGGCGAGCACACAGGGUUCGCCCUGCUCCCGAGGAUCUGCCCUGAGGAGUCAAGUCCUUUCCUCUGCUGUGUGCCACACGUUCUGGUAAAGGGACUGCCAGUCGUCCGCUAAGAGCUUAGGAGUCUGGUCCAUCAGAGCCCUAUCCCAAGAUCAACAGCAUUUUUACACUUAAUUUAAAUGCCACUCUUGUCACAAAGAAGCCUUUACAUAACCCCAUUUUAUCCUACAAGCUAGAGUUAGUUAUCAAAACUUAAUUUCCAUUUCCCAUAGCUCAAAAUCUUAAAAUCUUAUAGGGCACGACCAACUUAGUUACUUUUCAUCUGGUUUACUUUGUCUGGUGACAAUUCCAUCAAGCCUUAAAUAGGAAAAUGUCCAAUUUGAGGUAACUUGUCACUGUUACACAUAUCUUAUCUGAGUCCAGCCAUCUGGUAUGUUGUCCGUUCUGGACACUGUGGACACAAACAGUAAAGAAAAUGGUCAUCCCCAACAAAUUAUUGUUUCUACCUCAUGCGUCCUUAAUUGUGCUCUGAGCUUCUUUCCUUCCAUUCCUGACUGAAGAUCUACCCGAUGUAUCAGCUGUGCCAACUGACAGGCAGGAAAGAAAAAUUACAGAUAUCACUAUCGGAAGGACAGAUGAAUCUUUUUCUGUCCCUUCUUCACAAAAGGAUAUAAGGAACAAUUAUAGGCUGUCAUCAGAACUGAUACUAUAGGACCUACAGCUAGCUACCUUUCUCUCUGGGGCGAUUAUACUUUAAAUAUGACCUUGUCUUAUGUAUAUCUUCCUAAGACAUUUUCAGUGCAUCUUUUUCCUUCAGUAAACCUGAUAUUCAAAUAAAA